Panicum virgatum (switchgrass) is the source of this 1164-nucleotide messenger RNA. Its product is annotated as probable indole-3-pyruvate monooxygenase YUCCA10. Gene Ontology annotation, molecular function: monooxygenase activity; NADP binding; flavin adenine dinucleotide binding. Lineage: Eukaryota; Viridiplantae; Streptophyta; Magnoliopsida; Poales; Poaceae. Bases 22 to 1164 code for a protein of 380 amino acids. The record is from RefSeq and is a predicted model, not a curated record. The transcript is spliced from 4 exons.
UCACAUAGCUUCUUCACCUCAAUGGAGGAGCAAACUGUAGUCCUCAUCGUGGGCGCAGGCCCAGCUGGCCUUGCAACAGCAGCAUGCCUUACCAAGUUCUCUAUCCCUUAUGUCAUCGUUGAGCGUGAGGAUUGCAGUGCCUCAUUGUGGAGAAACCGCGCCUACGACCGCCUCAAGCUACACCUUGCAAAGGAGUUUUGCGAGCUACCCCACAUGUCGUACCCAGCAAAUGCCCCGACCUACAUCCCAAAGGAUCAGUUCGUGAAGUACCUGGAUAAUUACAUUGAGCAUUUUGAUAUCCAACCAAAGUAUCAUACUGCCGUUGAGUCAUGCACAUAUGACGAAGGUAGAAAGCGCUGGUUCAGCGUGGCACGUGAUGUGGCAACAUCCAUGGUUGUUAGGUACACAACUAGGUUCCUUAUUGUUGCAAGUGGUGAAAAUAGUGCAGCAAAUAUUCCGGUGAUCCCUGGGCUACGUGACUUUGUUGGAGAGUCUAUCCACUCAUCCAGGUUCAAAUCUGGUGCCACCUACUCAGGGAAGAAUGUGCUCGUGGUUGGAUGUGGCAACUCUGGAAUGGAGAUCGCCUACGACCUUGCAUCCCAUGGUGCCAAUACAUCCAUUGUUGUUCGUAGCCCGGUACAUGUAAUGACAAAAGAAAUAAUACGGUUGGGCAUGACAUUGGUCCAGCAUGUCCCAGUGAAUGUUGUGGAUGACCUUCUUGUGAGGUUGGCAAAGUUUGUUUUUGGUGACCUACCAAGGCAUGGAAUUGUGAUACCAAAAGCAGGUCCUCUCCAACUCAAGGCAAAAACUGGUCGAUCUGCAGUGAUUGAUGUUGGGACCGUGGGUUUAAUUAAGAAAGGGGUUAUCAAAGUGCUUGGAAAUAUUUCCAAAAUCAAGGGAAACAUAGUUGAAUUUGAAAGUGGGAAAGAAAGUGUUUUUGAUGUCAUUGUGUUUGCUACUGGAUAUAAAAGCACGGCAAAUACGUGGCUCAAGAAUGGUGAAAGCAUGUUGAACAAUGCUGGAUUGCCAAAGAAAGAAUUUCCAAAUCAUUGGAAGGGUGCCAAUGGGCUCUAUUGUGCUGGUUUGGCAAGGAGAGGCCUGGCUGGUAUUGCCAUGGAUGCCAAGAAUAUUGCCAAUGACAUUUUGUCUAGCUACCAUGCAUAA